This is a messenger RNA of Trichoderma breve, 1134 nucleotides long. RefSeq lists its product as uncharacterized. The record is from RefSeq and is a predicted model, not a curated record. The transcript has 4 exons. NCBI's taxonomy places the organism in Eukaryota, Fungi, Ascomycota, Sordariomycetes, Hypocreales, Hypocreaceae. Bases 1 to 1134 code for a protein of 377 amino acids.
AUGUGUUGCGACGGGAGCCAAGUGCAGCCGCCGGAUGAGGGCAUGUGGGACUCCAGCAAGCCUCAAGAUGUGAUAGUCAACUAUGAGAUGGGCGAUGAAACCAAUGGCACAUCUUGGAACUCGGGCGAAAUCACGGAAUCCAAGAAUGGCGACGGCCGGACGGUGACUGACAAUGUGUUUGCUGACGUCGAUCCGGAGCAACUCCAGAACAAGCCUUCAUGCUCCAACUGGAACGAAUUCACAGAUAAUGCACGAUGGCUCUCUGGGAUAGACUUUACCAUAUCCAACAAGGCGACAUCCAAGAGUUACUUAAUAUACUGUUACCAGAUGAAACGUGCUCUAGCAACCAAGGCAAGUAACAACGUUCCUGAGUGCUACUCUUCCCGCCAGUCAUGCGGGCUAAAGAUUGAAGCACGAAACAUGCCCACGCGUAGUUCAACUUCGCACAGCAGUGCAUCGUCGUUUUCAUCAGAUGAUCCUUGGUCCGCUCUGGCCGGGGACUCUUGCCUAAUGAACCAGCCAAAGCCAGCCAAUUGUAAUAACCUCGCAAUUGCCGAGAACUCCAAGGUCCAAGGUGGAAGGGACGGCUCCAGCUACGGAGAAGAUAGAUGCGACUGUUUGCAUGGAGCUGCACGUUUCUUGGUGGAGCUCGGCGAGAUUAACGCAAGAAUGGAGCAUGGACCUCUGGAUACCCUCUUGAAACAUUUUCGGCAGGGAUUGGACACCUUCGGAAACCUUAUUGAGUGUGAGCGAUGCGAUUCGGUUACCGAAAAUAGAGCGUUCAAGGUCGUGGCGGCCCAGUGUCUUGGGACACUCGGCGAGAACGUCGUCAAGUCCUACGCGAAGACCAUAACUAUAGCGCCAAACAGCAGGAAGAGGGAAUCAUCGAGGACAGCGGAUGAGAUGUGGUAUUCCGCCUACAGCAUACACGAUGACAAUGAGCGCCAAGAAGUCCUGCGAGGCAUUGUGUCGGUGCAAGUCAAACAGCUUCGGAGCUGGCUGGAGAAACUAAAAGCUGGGACAAGCAAAUAUGAAGAGCACGCCUUGAUAUCUGAAACAGAGAAAAGACUGAAUAGAGCGGUGGCAUGCGUAGUCAACGAAGCAGCCGGAGAGGGAUACUACUUUGGUGAAUAA